AUUAUGUUUUUCCGAAGGUGCCACUGCAGGACCAGGUGUAUAUGAACGUGGUGAAUAUCUUUACGCGAGUGUUGUUGGUGUUGUUCAAGAAUUAGCACCAACAACUGAAGGAGAGCCACGAAUUGUAACUGUAACAAGAGAGAAAGUUCAUUCAGCAGUUCCGGAUGUUGGUAGUAUUAUAACCGGUAAAGUCAUUCGCAUGACAACUAAAGAAGCAGUUGUUUCUAUAAUGGUUGUCGGUACCAUGCCAUGCAAAGAUGAUUUUCAGGGUAUUAUCCGUUCGCAGGAUGUUCGCGCUACGGAAAAGGACAAAGUCAAAAUUUACAAUUGUUUUAGGCUUGGAGAUAUAAUUAGGGCUGAAGUCAUAUCUUUAGGUGAUGCACGAUCCUAUUAUUUGUCCACUGCAAAAAAUGAACUUGGCGUUAUUUAUGCGCAGAGUGUUGCAGGUGCCGUCAUGAUUCCUAUAUCUUGGCAGGAAAUGCAAUGUACCAAAACCAAAGCGAUUGAGCAUCGAAAAUGCGCGAAGCCUGACAUUCCCUUACCUGAAAAUUAA
Messenger RNA from Dentiscutata erythropus, 553 nucleotides. The record is from the annotation of a GenBank genome assembly. Lineage: Eukaryota; Fungi; Glomeromycota; Glomeromycetes; Diversisporales; Gigasporaceae.